Messenger RNA from Bathycoccus prasinos, 1035 nucleotides. RefSeq names its product putative CCB4. NCBI's taxonomy places the organism in Eukaryota, Viridiplantae, Chlorophyta, Mamiellophyceae, Mamiellales, Bathycoccaceae. The transcript has a single exon. Gene Ontology annotation, cellular component: chloroplast. The coding region runs from base 1 to 1035 and encodes 344 amino acids. The record is from RefSeq and is a predicted model, not a curated record. Gene Ontology annotation, biological process: cytochrome b6f complex assembly.
AUGUUUGCGACGACAAGAACUCCGUGUGUGGAAACAACACCUGCGCUCACGAGGCGUCGACGACUACUCUCUACUUCGCCGUCUGCGCUAAAAGUAACGCCGUUGCUAAAAAAGCGGCAAAAACUUUUGCAAAGAAGAUUGACGACUGAGGCGUCAUCAACAACAUCAUCAUCACCAAAACGAAAAGAAGAAGAAGAAGAAGACGCAUCAUCAGACGAUGAUGAUUUCUUCACCAAGAACGACGCGCUCGCGCGGAGAUUACCCUUAUACUUCGGCUCCUCUUCUUUAACUUUGUUACUGAUAAACAGAGUGUUCUCGAACGUCGCGCCGACGUUAAACGCGGCGAGCUCUCAAUCGAGAGCGGACGUUAUAGACGUCGUUAUGAGCGCGACGUUGAUUUUAACCGGUUUGACGUUGGUGUCUAUCGCGCCGAGAAUACCAGAGACGGUGAUUAUGGAUGGGUAUGAUGUGAAUUACGUAGAUUCUAGCUUAAGUGAACGAUGUAAAGAAGAGUUGCGAUGGUCCGGGAAGACGUUGCGAGAGGCGAGUAAGUGCGCGAGCGUGACCGUCGUCGAACUCGACGACGAAAAGGAUGGAGAAAUGAGCGGCGGUAAAGUGGUAUUUUACGACGGCACGUGUUGCGCGAAAGAUCCAAACGCGUUGUUCGAAAACGAAACGCGUCAAAUUGGAUCCGUGUGCAAAGAAGUGCUGACUUCGGGCAAGCAAAACUACAUGGCCAACGCGAACUUGUUCCCCGGGAGAUUCGAGUUCAUCCAAGACGACCAAGAGAUGAUAUCGUUGAUAAAGAGUAACAAUAAUACCGCGACGACGGCAAAGACGACGAAAAAUAACAAUAAUAAAAAGAAGGGUUUCGGUUUACCUCAAAAUAGCCAAGCGAUUUGUUGCGUCGCCGUCGGCGAUGCAAGACUCCUCGUCUUAUCCGCCGAUCGACAGAGAGGUUUCACCAAAGUCGACCAAGCGUGGUUCGAACUCGUCGCCCAAAAGUUGGACAACGCUUUCUCCUCCGACGAAUAG